This is a messenger RNA of Suillus subalutaceus, 1346 nucleotides long. RefSeq lists its product as uncharacterized. Gene Ontology annotation, molecular function: protein binding. The coding region runs from base 9 to 1298 and encodes 429 amino acids. The record is from RefSeq and is a predicted model, not a curated record. NCBI's taxonomy places the organism in Eukaryota, Fungi, Basidiomycota, Agaricomycetes, Boletales, Suillaceae. The transcript is spliced from 5 exons.
CAAAUGCCAUGGAAAUACAGCAUGACGUGAAACCCCAACAUUGCAACCUCUCCUACUCUCCCUCUCAGCCGAACUCCAUCUACAGCUCCCAUAUUUAUAUUCCUGUCUUCCCCUCCCACUCAUUCCGCCCACCACUCAGCCCAUCCUCGAUCCUCGUCAUUUUGCUUCAUUGCACCAUCAUGCCUGGUAGCUUGGAAGAACGAUAUAUCAGACUUGAAGUCGUCAGUGGACAGAAUCUUCAAGUCCCUUCUCAGCGCAUACCUGCAGGCAUUUACAUAUCCAUCAAUAUCGACUCGAGGAGACGCUGGAAAACAGCCAUCAAGGUCCUAUCAUCCCAUCAAUAUGUAGCAUGGGGCAAUAUCGUGACCCUAUCAUCACAUGCCUCAGCUGCAUUCUCAGUGGAGAUCAGAGCCUCCUAUGAGGUCGAUCGAAUGCUAGGUAGCGGAGAAGUCAUCGGGGAACUUCAAACGUCGUGGGAUGAGCUACUCGAUCAUGGAGAUGAACCAUUCAAACUGUUCUUCCCACCCGUGUGUGGUAUCCAUCCUUCCCUCACACUGAAGGCCGCCAUUGUACAUACUUGCGACGAUCAGGACGACACACUGUUUCAUAUGAACUGUGAGAUUGCUCGAGAUACAGAUGCCGGUCACACACAAUUUGCCGAAUACAUGACAAUCAAGACGGUCUCUCACUUCAACAAUGCUGUGCAGUAUUUUCAGUUGGCUCUGGACCAGUGUCCGGUUGACCAUUCUGAUCACGCAGCAGCUCUCACCAACCUUGCGUGUGCCCGCCUUGAAGGCUAUAUUCGAAAUGAUAUCCAAGACGCUGAUACCACUACUUCCCUCUUCCGCGAAGCCCUUGCAUUGCGCCCGCAGGGUCACUCCGAUCACGCGUUAUCCCCUUAUAAUCUUAUUAGAGCCUUGAACUGGCACUACAGCAAGGAGCCUACCGCCGUCUACAUUCACGAAUCCGCGCAGCUGUGCUGUAAGCUACUGCCCCUCUGUCCAGAGGGCAUCUACCUUCGUAGCAUCGGCGUAGACAGUGCGGUCGAUUAUGUGAUUGGUAAAUGCGACAAUCUUCCAACAGAUACAUCUGAUGAAGGCAUCCACCUUCGACGAAAUGUGCUGGAGCUCUGUCCUGUGGGCCAACACCGUCCAAAAGCACUUGACAAACUUUCAUGGGCUCUCAAGUCAUGCUUUAUGCAAUGUGGCAACAUUGAUGAUUUAGACGAGAGUAUACAAUUUUGUCGUGAAGCCGUGUCUCUGUGCCCCAAGGACAUUAUGGCCGCGAUGUCUACCUGAACAAUUUGGCCAUCUCACUCGAGCUCCGCUUCAGUCACCAAGAAAAAC